AUGAGCAAGGUCAAUCGCCCUCUAGUCACUUUAACAGUUGACUGCAGCUCAAAAGCAAUGCUGGGGCCAGCCGGUAGCUUCAAGACAUGCCACCCAGCGUCAUAUGAUCUAACUGAAGCUCUGCCAGCAGAGGAAAAUAUUCUACAGGUAGAGGCUAUAGUAGCAAAACGUUGCUUUUACAGAGAAACAGUACAGGGAGCCGAAAAGAGUGGUACACCAUCAAGUCCUUCAGGCGGGCGCAAACGACUGGCCAUCAAGGAUGAGCUAAUGAAGAUGCUCGACGAGGCUAACUGCCUUUACUGGGCAACAAGCCUGUUGGCUUUAGUUUAUAACUUCGUCGACGACAAGCUUAUUCGAAGGCCCCUUGACUGUCCUCCCCCGGCAAUCCCCCGACUUCGAGUCGUCCACGCCGCUUUGGCCAUCCCCCAAGACAGCAGAGAGUUGCGUAAUGCCGUUUAUCUUCUCGAGGAGAAGAUAAACGGUAACUUCGUGAAGUAUAUCAAUAACAAUAGUGCAGCUCCUCGGCACAAACUUGCUCCGCCUGAACUGGAGAUUGCAACCUUCCUAUGCUUCGCACAACACACUCAAUAUCAUUUCUCGCAAGGCCUUGUGUUCAUCUCAGAUUUUCAAGGGUCCGGUGGAAUAUUGACUGACUGCCAGGUUAUCACUACCAAAGACUUUGCCGAUAAUUUUGGCGAAGGAAACUGGACGGCGACGUUAGACAACUUCCCCUUGUUGCACAAAUGCAACCAGUAUUGUGUAUAUUUCGGACUCCCUUCCUUGCAGACAGCAAGUUCGGCUACAAAGAUGAGAACAUCACAAGAGAUUGACAUCAUGUCCAGUCGUGUUCGUGGCUGAGAGGGAUUUUUUUUUACAUGACAUGUACUUACUGUAUCGCUUGAAAUCCUAUGUUGACAUGUUGAAUUGC
This is a messenger RNA of Serpula lacrymans var. lacrymans S7.9, 928 nucleotides long. RefSeq lists its product as uncharacterized. Gene Ontology annotation, biological process: protein phosphorylation. Lineage: Eukaryota; Fungi; Basidiomycota; Agaricomycetes; Boletales; Serpulaceae. The coding region runs from base 1 to 858 and encodes 285 amino acids. The record is from RefSeq and is a predicted model, not a curated record. The transcript has 4 exons. Gene Ontology annotation, molecular function: protein serine/threonine kinase activity; ATP binding.